Drosophila elegans is the source of this 623-nucleotide messenger RNA. RefSeq lists its product as uncharacterized. The transcript has 2 exons. The record is from RefSeq and is a predicted model, not a curated record. The coding region runs from base 291 to 623 and encodes 110 amino acids. Lineage: Eukaryota; Metazoa; Arthropoda; Insecta; Diptera; Drosophilidae.
GGGAACCCUCAUGUGGUUUAAUAAAAAUAACUCUUCUCGUUGCGUUCCGCUCUUCAUUAAAAGCGCCUCUGUGACGCAGAGCUAAAAGCAGCCAGACCAGCCAUCCAACAAUCCAGCCAACCAACCAACCAGCCAACCAACCAUCCAUCCAGCCAGUUAGUCAGCCGGCCAAUCAAACCAGAUAAAACCGAAUUUAAUUCGAUUUAGGGGGUUUAUUCGCGUGCUCUUGCCCGAUUGUUGUUACUGUUCGCGUCUUGGCUGGAACUGACUCGACUUGGCCGAUAGUAAAGAUGUUACGAGUGUGUCUAAGUUUUAGUGUGCGAAUGAUUGUGAAUGAGCGUGGAGAGUCGGAGAAUUGUUAUGAAUUGAGUAAACAAACGAAACAAGCUAAUAACCGCAAUCGCAAGCGAAUCGGUCCCACAAAGAACGUGUUAAGCGCUCCGCCAAGAGAGCCCGAGCCCGUUCGUGUUGAAUUCGGCCACAAACACUUGUUGAAAAACCCACCACAGCACACCAGUGUGCGUGAGUUGGUACUAAGGCCAACCGCUGCCAGAUCCGAAGCCACAGCGGAAGCAGCGGAGCAGCAGAGCAGCAGAGCAGCUGACUGGCGCAAAAAGCCAUAA